Syngnathoides biaculeatus (alligator pipefish) is the source of this 2200-nucleotide messenger RNA. RefSeq lists its product as uncharacterized. The record is from RefSeq and is a predicted model, not a curated record. Lineage: Eukaryota; Metazoa; Chordata; Actinopteri; Syngnathiformes; Syngnathidae. The transcript has 6 exons. The coding region runs from base 69 to 833 and encodes 254 amino acids.
UCUGCAGGCGGCAGUUGAGGUCCAGCAUCUGGCGCUUCUCUUGGGCCACGUGGCGGGAGUGUGCGGGGAUGUGCAGAUCCAUCGAAGGAGGGAUGGAAGCGGAAGAAGCGCUGGAAGCUCGGAAAGGACUUGACAACCAUGGCGCAGGAGCCGGACGUCAACUACGCCUCGGUGGUCUUCAAAAGAGACAAGUCGGGACCAUCCAGAGGAAGAAAAGAAAGGAAAAAAAAUCAUCCAUCCACGUCACCGCUUUCAACGUUAGUUGGGUUCAGCGGGCCUUCGACCGCUUCUGCACCAAGAACGAAGACGAAUUGCGCCGGCUGUGCAAUCCCUGCGAAGAAGGUUGGUUGCGGUUUGAGUCCCACUGCUACCUCAUCAACGAUGCGGAAAGCGUCAACCGGAAAACUUGGGAGGACGCACGUCGAGAUUGCAGCGAAAACAAUUCCCAACUCCUGGUUGUGGAAAAUGCCGGAGAAAUGUUGGGACAGCUGGGCCACCCUCAGCUACUGGGUCGGCCUGUAAGCAGAAGGCGGACGAUGGAAGUGGCUCAAUGGCAGCGAACUGAGCCCGGACCGGGACUGGCUAAAGAACCCAGGCUCCCACACUACUUCAGACGCUUGGUCCUGGCUACGGUGGGGUCAAGUCCCCGGAGAGAGUUGCGCCAUCUCCGUGAAAAACGAAAAGCUGAUGGCGGUCGGCUGCUCCGAAAGGCAGCGGUGGAUCUGCAAGAAGCCGGCGUUAUUGCUGUAAAUGGGGGCCCCGAGCCCCCCACCCAUCCUCCGGAACGCCGAACAUUUUUAGGCACAAACGCAAAACUCGCCUGUUUGACAUGACUUCAUAAACAAUAAUAAACGCUGGCAUUAUUUCCUAUUCUAACCAAUACAUUUGUCUGUAUCGUUCACUUCCUAAAAAGAAGACAAACUGUUCCGGUUGAACUUACCUAAAAAGAAAAGAUGGAAGUAGUUGGUUUUAUUAUUAAGUGUCAAUAAAUUUUAGAAAUUCAGGAGUUUGUUUCAUAGGUGUGCGUGUUUUUUUUUCUCUCAAUUUUAUUUCAUUUCCAACGUCAGCUUCCGUGCCUUUCUGUGGCUCUUCCAGUCUCACAAUGUCUUUUUUUUUUCUCUUUGUGAAAUCAGAAUACACUUUCAGAGCAACUUUUUCCUCAAUCCAGGUCAUUUCAAGGGUUUAAAUAUUUUUUUUCUUUCACGUGUACACAAAAUUUUAUAGAGUAUCAGAAACAUAGGCCUCCUCUUACAUUAUCAAAGCACUGAUUUAUAUAAAAGACUAGAUAGCGCAUACACAUCGAGCGGUAUGUCGAUUGGUUGAAGCCAGUUGGCCGCCAUCUUGGUACUCCCAAAACGAGUGGAGGACGUCUUACAGGAUGGAAUGUGGUGGGGUUUUUCUGAAAGUUUGGCAUGUAGAAUUAAAACUGGUCGUGUGAGCUUGACACUUUUUCAGUUAUGGUAACAUGAAGGAUUUUUAAUUCGACGUGGUAAGCCCCCCUCCCCAAAAAAGGCUAAUUGCAAAGGAAAGACAUAUAACACUGUUACUACCAUGAAAACAUUAAAUUGUAAGUCAAUCAGUUAGAUAUAUUUUUGGAAAUAAGGACUCACAGUUGGAAAAUACGUGCUAAACUUGCAUACAUGCUUCAUUUGUUGUCUCUGCAAAUGUCCUAUUUCAAACAGAAAAUUUAAACUUGUUUCCUUGCAUUUGAAAAGCAAAUUCAAUUUGUAGAGUUCUGUAUUAUGAAAUUCAUCCAAAAAAAAUUCACAGAAAAUGUGUUUUCUUGCUUAUCCACUAAUGAAGUUUGGGAAAAUAUUUACAUCGCUUUUUCGCGAAAAACCGUCGGCCUAUAAAGGUGAAGUGGAGAGUGAACAGUGAACAGCAACAACCGCAAACAAAACGUUGUCAAAGUGAAUUAAGCCCAUCAAAAAAAAAAAAAAAAACUUUACAAUCAAACUUCAGAAGCGUUGAAGUAAAUCUUUCUCAGUAAAACGCCACCAAACUGGCGAUUGACGCAGAGGUCGGCAUGUUUGUUUUAGGAGUAUCAAGACGGCGGAUAUCUGCUUUCGGCAACUUCAGUUUUUGUGGCCAAUGAGCUAGCCAGUCUUUUUUUUUUUUUUUUUUUUUUGAUCGGUGUCGCAAAUCAACAGGCAUAUACAAUGCACGUCCGCCCUCUAGUGGCUGUCAGGACAUAGGAGCU